AUGCAUGAAGAGCAUUACGAAGAAGACGUUGAUGACGAAGACUUGGAUGAUGACGAUGUUGAUGGGUAUGAAGGACUCAGUGACUACGAUGAAGAUGACAUACCUGGAUCCUCUGGCUACGGAAGCCACAGUUUGAGAUCUAUUAGCGAAGGUGGUGCCGUGUACUGUGUCGAGGCUGGUGAAGACAACAGACGGGAUCAUCACAACCAACUUGAACGUAAAAGACGUGCAAGCAUCAAAACAAGUUAUAAUGACCUUCGAGAAGUUAUCCCGGGUUUACGAGGAUCGAAAGCAUCCAGGGCAGUUAUACUACAGCGCGCAGUUGAGUGCAUCGAAGAGUUGGUCAAAUUGAAUCGUGACCAUACUGUUUGUGUUGAAACGCUGAAACGUCAGAACGACCUGUUGGAUUCUCGAGUUCAAGAGCUCCAACGUUUGGUGCAGCGAAUGGAUGGCGAAGAAGCGUGCAACACUCCAACAUCAAGUUCUUUUGCUAACACUAUUUCUCCGAAUAAUAAUGUCGCCCUUCGAUUAAUAUCACCAACAGCUUCGGGUGUCCCAAUGUAUCGCUGUAUGUCUCAAGAUCCACUCCAGUCAUCUACAUCAACAGAAUGUCCCGGAACUGCUUCUGGUACAGAAUAUGUGUCGUCUAGUCAUCCAUCUGUUCUUCAGUCACAAAAACCUGUUCUGUGCACUAUGGCAAAUUAUUCUCCUUCUGCGCUUGGCCGUGCUAACACAGUAAUGCAUUUCGUCACUAACACGAGUGCCAUAAAUUCAAUCGGGGGACUGGCGACCGACAGCAACACCACGAGCCUAGUUUCUAGUUCACAUUCUGCAUUUUCCCCUUCUGUUUCCUCGUCUGAUGGAUCCAGUACUGGGCCUGCACGAUCCCUCUCCCAGCGGUCUAGUCCUGGUGGGUUGUCAUCUUCGUCUAAUACUUCAUCUAACCCGACAUCACGGCAAUCCUUUAGGACAGAUGAUGACUACUCAGCAGUUUCGAGGGAAGUAAAUUCAACAGGGUCGUUAGAAAAUAUCCCAACAUCCGCGGAUGGUACCACACAUUCAAACAUCAAACCAGUUCGUCAACAGUUGCGUUCAUCUUCUAGUCCUUCACGUUCUUCUCCACCACCGAUUUUAUCGACUGUACCAACUUUGUUACCCGCUUAUCGUAAAUCAGAUUCUCCUAUACAUUCAUCACACUCACUAAACUCAGGAAGUUGCAAUUCGCAAGGGAAUUUAGGCGGAAAAUCGAAGCGUCGCAAAUUUAGAUGA
This is a messenger RNA of Schistosoma mattheei, 1269 nucleotides long. NCBI's taxonomy places the organism in Eukaryota, Metazoa, Platyhelminthes, Trematoda, Strigeidida, Schistosomatidae. The record is from the annotation of a GenBank genome assembly.